Molecule: messenger RNA, 1350 nt
Organism: Tetrahymena thermophila SB210
Lineage: Eukaryota; Ciliophora; Oligohymenophorea; Hymenostomatida; Tetrahymenidae
Product: WH1 domain protein
Exons: 2
Biological process (GO): actin filament organization
Molecular function (GO): actin binding
Source: RefSeq, a predicted model, not a curated record
AUGUCAUAAAUUUAGCAAUAAAAUAGUAGAGCAGUACCAGAAGAAGUUAAGAAACUUCUUCAGUAAGUUAUUGGAAACAAAUAAACCAUCAUGAGUAUAGCUAUUGCAAGAAUAUUCACAGCUAGAUCAGAGGGAGAAUGGAUUUACUCAAAUCUUUAGGGAAUACUUUGUCUUGUUUGGGACAGAGAAAAAGAUAAUACACCUUUUUUAAGAUUAUUCGAUAUAGAAACAUUUGAUUUGCUUUUUGAAGCAGAAAUGUAUAUAGAUUUCCAUUUAAGCUACGCAUCUGUCAAUCCUACUUUUUACAUGUUUGAAUAUAUGAAUGCCUUUAUUGGUUUAUAAUUUAUUUCUGACUCGGAGGCAAGUUAAUUUAGUUUAAAAGUAAUGACUUAAUCGCUUAAAGAUGUCAAACCAGAAUAGAAUAUCUAACAACAGCAAUAGCCUAAAGAAAAAAAGAAAGAAGAAAAAGAGGGUCUGUUUGGUUUUCGUAAAGGAUUAAAAAAGAUUGUCAGCAAUUUAUUUUAAAAAGAUGGCAAACAUAAUUAAGAUGCUGAAAACAUUGAAAUUUCUAAGCCUAUAAGCUUUUAAAAGGUUACUUCUUUGCAAUUUAAUAUUAAAACAAAUUAAUUUGACUUCUCUAACUUAAACGAUGAGUGGAAAUAAAUCUUUUCACGUGCAGGUAUUCAGUAGUCAGACCUUUCAAACGAAGAAUUGGCUCCUAUAAUUUUUGAAUCAGUUAUUCGCUUUUAAUCUCACUAUGAAAACUAAAUAGAAAACAAGCAAAAGGAAUCUUAAUAAUAACAAUAAUAACCAAAUCAAUAAAGCAACAAUAAUACUUAGUCAACAAAAUAAUAAAACUAAACUAUAAAUGAAGCUUCAUAAAGCAUUCCAGUAGCACCAUAAAUUAAUAUGAAUAUACCACCUCCACCACCUAUGAAUUUAAAUAUUCCACCUCCACCUCCAAUUAAUAUACCAUCAGCUCCUGUCUUAGAUUUUAAUUCCUCUAUAAAGAACAAUAAUAUCCCAGCUGCUCCUGUUAUUCCAAAUAUAAAUGAUGAUAAAAAUCGUAUAAGCAUUUCGACACAAAAUAAAAACUUUGAUUCUUCUCAAGUAAUGAACAAAUCAUCGCUUUUAGACUAAAUUAAAACUGGUAACUUUUAACUAAAACAUGUAGAGGUAAACAAAAAAGAUAAUAAAGCUAAUCUCGAUAUAUCUUAAAUGGAUGAUUAAGCAUAAGAAAAUCUUACACUAUAUUUAUCAAAAUGUAUUGCUGAGAGAAGAAAAUAAAUUAGAAAGCACAAAUAUUCUUCAUCUGAAGAAAGUAACGAUAGUGAUGAUGAUGACGAUUGA